AUGCAAGCCCAAAAACAGCUAUUAUUGUCGGUCACUCGGGCUGCGAGGGCGGCCUCGAGAGCCUCACGACCCGUUGCAUGUCUUGCUCAAGUUACACACAGAACGCAGAUGCGACUACUGCCAAGCCUGGAAGUGCGAUACUACGCCAAUGGGCGACCGCAUCCUCCGGGGGGGACCCAUCGAAUGAACAUGGGAGGGGAGGAGGAGAAGGCAGCAUUGGAGCAGUUUGGUAUUGAUUUGACUGCCCGAGCCAAAGAUGGAAAACUUGACCCAGUCAUCGGACGGGACGCGGAGAUCCAUCGAACAAUUCAGAUUCUCUCGCGGCGAACAAAGAACAACCCGGUACUCAUUGGCAAUGCUGGAACGGGCAAGACGGCGAUCUUGGAAGGUCUCGCAUUGCGAAUUAUCCGCGGCGAUGUUCCCGAGAGCAUCAAGAACAAGAGGGUCAUUAGCUUGGACCUAGGAUCGCUGAUCGCCGGCGCAAAGUUCCGAGGCGACUUCGAGGAACGACUAAAGAAGGUCCUGGACGAGGUGCAAAAGGCUCACGGCGAGGUCAUACUCUUCAUUGAUGAGCUCCAUACGCUUCUUGGCCUAGGAAAGGCUGAGGGCUCCAUCGAUGCAUCUAACCUAUUGAAGCCUGCCCUGGCUCGUGGCGAGCUGCAAUGUUGUGGUGCCACGACACUUGCCGAAUAUCGACAAAUCGAAAAAGAUGCCGCGCUGGCGCGGCGGUUUCAACCAAUUGUUGUCAAUGAGCCAUCCGUUGAGGACACCAUCAGCAUCCUCAGAGGCAUCAAAGACAAGUAUGAAGUUCAUCAUGGCGUCCGAAUUACUGAUGGGGCACUGGUGGCGGCCGCCGCGCUGUCAAAUCGAUAUGUCACGGACCGCUUCCUCCCAGACAAAGCUAUUGACCUAAUGGACGAAGCAGCCAGCCACCUGAAGCUGCAGCAUGAAUCCAAACCCGAAGACAUCAUGCGUCUUGACCACAAGAUCAUGACAAUCCAAAUCGAAUUAGAAAGCUUACGAAAAGAAAAGGAUGUGGCCAGCCAGGAGCGCCGAGAGAAACUUGAAAAUGACUUGAAACAGUACAACGAUGAGAUUUCGGAGCUCAAUACUCGAUGGGAAAGGGAGCGAGCCGAUCUCGAAUCGGUAAAGAAGGCCCAAGAAGAUCUCGACAAGGCUAGAUUCGAAUUGGAGCAAGCUCAGCGCGACGGCAACUUUGCUCGUGCUUCCGAACUAAGAUUUGGUGUGAUUCCUGAUCUAGAACAGAAGCUUCCAACCGACAAAGAAUCCCAACAAGAAAAGAAUCAAGAUUCAUUGGUCCAUGACUCAGUCACGUCGGAUGAUAUUGCCACUGUGGUAUCGCGGAUCACGGGCAUCCCUGUUUCCAAGUUGACGUCUGGCCAUAUUGAAAAGCUGGUGCACAUGGAGGAUACGCUGCGUGAAGCAGUCAAAGGGCAGGACGAAGCCAUCAAAGCCGUUUCUAACGCAGUGCGACUGCAGCGGGCAGGUUUGAGUGGCGAAAAUCGACCACUGGCGUCCUUCUUCUUUCUCGGACCAACGGGUGUUGGCAAGACGGAACUGUGCAAGAAGCUUGCUGGUUUUCUCUUCUCAACAGAGUCUGCUGUCGUCCGAUUCGAUAUGUCCGAGUUCCAGGAGAAGCACACCAUUUCUCGCCUCAUCGGCGCGCCAUCUGGCUAUGUUGGCUACGAGGAUGCUGGGCAACUCACCGAAGCCGUUCGACGAAAACCCUAUGCAGUGUUGCUUUUUGACGAAUUCGAAAAGGCCCACCGCGAUAUCUCAGCCUUGCUACUCCAGGUCCUUGAUGAAGGCUACCUUACAGACGCCCAAGGACACAAGGUCGACUUCCGGAACACCAUCAUCGUCCUCACAUCCAACUUGGGGGCGGAUAUUCUCGUUGGCCAGAAUCACAUACAUCCAUACAAGGAAAGCAAAGACGGCGAAAUCGAUCCGUCUGUCCGCAAGGCCGUAAUGGACGUUGUGGCCGAGGCGUACCCGCCAGAGUUCCUCAAUCGUAUCGAUUCUUUCAUCGUCUUCAAACGUCUCGCCUUGGGCGCCAUUCGUGACAUUGUUGACAUUCGCCUGAAAGAACUGCAGCAUCGCCUUGACGACAGGCGCGUCACACUUUCGGUACCCGACAAGGUCAGAGACUGGCUUGCUGAGCGUGGAUACGACCCCAAGUUUGGCGCCCGUCCACUGAAUCGGCUAAUUACCAACGAGAUUGGCAAUGGCCUGGCCGACAAAAUCAUUCGCGGCGAGCUGAAGAUGGGGCAGACGGCCGAGGUGAAACUGCGCCCCCAUAAUGAGGGAUUAGAAAUUGAUAUCCGUUGA
Drechmeria coniospora is the source of this 2349-nucleotide messenger RNA. Its product is annotated as heat shock protein 78. Lineage: Eukaryota; Fungi; Ascomycota; Sordariomycetes; Hypocreales; Ophiocordycipitaceae. Gene Ontology annotation, biological process: cellular response to heat. The transcript has a single exon. Gene Ontology annotation, cellular component: cytoplasm; mitochondrial matrix. Bases 1 to 2349 code for a protein of 782 amino acids. Gene Ontology annotation, molecular function: ATP binding; ATP hydrolysis activity. The record is from RefSeq and is a predicted model, not a curated record.